CAUCUUCCCCGAUACCUGCCAAUGCCAUGUUAAACAUAAUACAACACCGACACGGUCGAGGGUGACUGCUUCCAUGUGACGACGCGUCUUCCAACACAUCGGUGGCAGCACACACCAUGACCGGGAAACUGCAUCAUCACCCCCAUCACCACCACCACCAUCAUCACCAGAGCUGACAGGACACACACACGUUUGUAAAAGGUGCUUUAAUGCAAGAGAAGUCCCUUUCUAAAAGCACGUCACAGGAGUCUCCUCCCCUGGAUGAGGGGAGCAGGCGCCUGACUCAUCGCCCUUGACCAGAGAACAGGUGUAACUGGGAAUGAGGACAUUCUGUCCCGAGUCCCUCCCGGCUCCUGCCUAAAAAUCAAGACAAAGACAACGAUAAGCACCACAGUCGUCAUGCACACCUCCGCGCCCGACGCCGUGGCCGGGUACCCGGGCGGCGGCUACGCGCCGGACAAAGACGCCAAUGCGGAGACGACCCUGGGCGGCGCCUACUCCCCCGUGGACUACAAGAGCAUCACCAGCUUCCCCCGGCUGCCGGAGGCCGACGCCGCCGCGUCCGGGGAGCACGCUCUGACGGCACGCCAAGAGGACCACGGCGUCCUGAGCGAGCAAGACACAGACCCCGACGGGGUCCUGAAGUCGGGCCGCCUCCAGCGCGUCCCGUCCUCGGCGUCGGAGCUGGCCGGCCACGACCACGCGUCCCUGAGGGAGACCUCCAGGGACCCCUUCAGCUCCAGGGACCCCUUCCCCCAGGACUGCGCCUGCCAGAGGGACGAACUGACGGUCAUCAUCACGGCCUGCCUCAUCUUCGCCACCGGGGUCACCAUCGCACUCAUCAUGCAGAUCUACUUGGGGGACCCGCAGGUCUUCAGUCAGGGCGCCGUGGUGACGGAUGCGGCUCAGUGCACGUCCCUCGGCUUCGCCGUCCUGGGCAAACUCGGCUCCAGCGUGGACGCCGCCAUCGCCGCCGCCCUCUGUUUGGGAAUCGUCCACCCGCACACAUCCGGCAUCGGAGGCGGCGGCGUGAUGUUGGUGCACGACAUCCGCAAAAACGAGACGAGGGUCGUCGACUUCAGGGAGACGGCGCCGUCCGCCCUCAGCGAGGAGAUGCUGGGCACCGGACGCUACCUGGAGGUCAGGCCGCCGCUUCAUAUCCUGCCCGGCCUGCUGGUGGGAGUCCCGGGCAUGCUCAGUGGGAUGCAUCAGGCCCACGAGCUGUACGGCAGAAUGCCGUGGAAGGAUGUGGUUGCCAUGGCAGCAGAAGUGGCCAGAGACGGAUUCAAUGUGACCCAUGACCUCGCCGACGCUCUGGCGAAGGUGAAGGACCAGAACAUGUCGGCUGCGUUCCAGAACCUGUUCCUCCCCGGCGGCGAGUCUCUCUCGCCCGGGCUGCUGACCACGCGGCUCGACCUGGCGGCCAUCUUGGACGCCGUGUCGGCUCGGGGGCUGUCCGAGUUCUACGCCGGGAACCUGACGCGGGAGAUGGCGGCAGCGGUGCAGGCGAGCGGCGGCGUGCUCACAGAGGACGACUUGAGGAACUACAGCACCGUGUUGCAGCGGCCAGCAGAGAUCCACUACCAAGGACACCACGUGAUGGCGGCCUCGGCGCCGCACGCCGGCGCCGCCCUGAUCGCCGCCCUCAACAUCCUGGAGGGCUUCAACAUCAGCAGCCAGGUGCCCAGGAACAGCACCCACCACUGGGUAGCCGAGGCGCUGAAGAUCGCCCUCGCCCUCGCCAGCGGGCUGGGAGACCCCAUGUUUGACGCUUCCAUCUCCGAGGUCGUCGCCAAGAUGCUGAGUAAGUCCCAGGCCGCCGUCCUCCGCCAGAUGAUCAACGACUCUCAGGCCUUCCCCGUCGGCCACUACGCUCCGUCGUUCACCUUGGAGACGGGCGCGGCCGCCGCCCAGGUCAUGGUCAUGGGCCCGGAUGACCACAUCGUGUCGAUCAUGAGCUCCCUCAACAAACCGUUCGGCAGCGGCAUCGUGACGCCUUCAGGGGUCCUCUUGAAUAGUCAGAUCCUGGAUUUCUCCUGGCCAAACAAGACGCCGGGCUCAUCGCCGAACCCGCAUAACAGCCUGCAGCCGGGGAAGAGGCCCAUGUCCUUCCUGAUGCCCACGGUCGUGCGGCCCGCCGUGGGCAUGUGUGGCACGUACGUGGCCGUGGGAUCCUCGGACGGAGAGAGAGCCCUCAGCGGCAUCACGCAGGUGCUGAUGAACGUCCUGUCGUCGCAUAAGAACAUGAGCGACAGCUUAGCGUACGGACGACUGCACCCGCACCUGCAGCCCAACACGCUGCUGGUGGACGCUGAGUUCCAGGACGAAGACGUGGAGCUGCUGCAGGCCAAAGGUCACACGGUGGAGCGGAGAGACGUCCUCUCAUUGGUGGAGGGCACCCGGAGAACCAACGACCUCAUCAUCGGGGUGAAGGACCCGCGCAGCGCCGACGCCUCCGCCCUCACGAUGUCCGUCAUGCCCUAGUGCCCCCCCCCCCCCCCCCCCAAUAUGACCCCGAAUCACACAUAAUUAAGCAGAGGUGUUACACACGGGUGCUCGACGGCACGAAGUCAUCGCCGAGCACAGAAAUUAACGGAGAACAAAUUGUUUCUUUGCACGACAAAUAUAAAUAUAUAGAUAAAAACAUCUGAAGAAGAAGUAAUGACGCUCCACCGGUUGCAUGUUCAGCUUUGAAACCCUUGCGCUGCCUUCUUGCCGUGAGCUCACAGGUAAAUGAUACUCGCACCUCGUGGUUCAGCCUCGCUUUGUCUCCCCUGAAACCCGAGAGGCGGAGCCUCCCGCUCUCUCGCGGCGUGUAACUGUAACUUCGAUGUCGUUGUGGUGCAGCCGCUGGAGCUUUUAAAAAACAAAAACGUUGCGAUCAAAUGGCUCCUCUGGACCGUUUUCACUCUUUAUUUUACCCAACAUACGGGCAACCGGUUAAAUAUCACUAUUGAUGCCUGUAUUUAAAUCUAUAAUUUAUGACAUUUUGAAGCUUUUGCGUGAUUUUGUGCUCAUUUUAAGCUCGUCGCUUUUAUUUUUUGCAGGGAUAUUUUAUUUUUUAGACUGGGAAUAAUCUGAUUAUUUAACUGAUGGACUGAAUGUAAUGUCUGUUUUUAUAUGAACAUGUGUUAAGCUGUAUGAAUUAUUUCUACUGUUGUGACAAUAUGUGUUCGAUCGGCUCUUUUUAGACGGGGCUGGUUUUUGUUGCGUACUUAUUUUCGGAAGUGUAUUGGAUAAGGACCGCCUCAGUAAAGCAUCGUAGAGUGUGUCCCUGUGACUCCGGUGUUGGCCCUCGCUGAUUGAUCAAAUGAGCCUGCUGUUGGCGCUCGUGCAAUAUGACUGGAGGCCCGUUUCCUGAACCGUAGAGAACCGAACCUCGAAGCACACGCCUCGCCUGCUGUUUAUUUUACGUGCAUUUGUAUCUGAUUGGAAUUAUUAUUAUUUUUAAAUCAGCACCGUCCAGACCCGUAGAAAUAAAAACGCUGAAAAAUGUC
Messenger RNA from Pseudoliparis swirei, 3497 nucleotides. RefSeq names its product glutathione hydrolase 7. Gene Ontology annotation, cellular component: plasma membrane. Gene Ontology annotation, biological process: glutathione catabolic process. The record is from RefSeq and is a predicted model, not a curated record. The transcript has 16 exons. Gene Ontology annotation, molecular function: glutathione gamma-glutamate hydrolase. Lineage: Eukaryota; Metazoa; Chordata; Actinopteri; Perciformes; Liparidae. The coding region runs from base 400 to 2484 and encodes 694 amino acids.